This is a messenger RNA of Histoplasma mississippiense, 1173 nucleotides long. RefSeq lists its product as hypothetical. Gene Ontology annotation, cellular component: extracellular region. Lineage: Eukaryota; Fungi; Ascomycota; Eurotiomycetes; Onygenales; Ajellomycetaceae. Gene Ontology annotation, molecular function: chitinase activity; chitin binding. The coding region runs from base 1 to 1173 and encodes 390 amino acids. The record is from RefSeq and is a predicted model, not a curated record. The transcript has 6 exons. Gene Ontology annotation, biological process: carbohydrate metabolic process; chitin catabolic process.
AUGCAGGAAUCCGUGCGAUUCUUACCGCACACUUUCAUCGAGCCACCCAUGCUCGUCGUUGGGAUGAUUAUAUAUGGGAAAGGGGGAAAGCCCCGAAGAAAAUACCCACAAUCCUCAGGAUCUCCAAGACACUUCAACUUUCUAGGAUACAACUAUUCGUUCAACCAGGCACGUGAACUUAGCAACGAAUGGGUGGACGAAUGCCAGCCAGUUGAUGGCACCGAGGGAUAUCUUCGGGCACUCGUCCACCGAAAGCGCGACUCCAAGGUAAAAGUGCUUCUUUCAGUUGGGGGUGGAGAUAACGGAGGCGAUAUCGUAGGCAGCAGGAAUUUCGCUGCUGUCGCGGCGAGCCCAGCAGCAGUCGAAAGAUUUCUGUCAAGCGCCGCAGACUUGAUGAAUAAAUUUCUACUUGAUGGGCUUGACAUAAACUGGGAACAUCCCGAAACACUAGAACAGGGGUACGACUACAACACCCUGCUCUACCGGCUACGCGAACAAUUUCCAAGCCCAGCCUACCUCCUCACCACCGCCCUCUCCGCCGGUGAAUGGGUCCUGAACAAAAUAAACCUCGUCGAAGCCCACCUCUACGUCGACCUCAUAAACCUCAUGACAUACGACUUCUCCGGCCCCUGGAUGCCCCUCAGCGGGCACCAUGCCCAGCUCUACGCGCCGCCGGACCCGCAAAAAGCAGCCUUGGAAGCGACAGCGACGACGACGAGUACCACCGCGUCGGGUUCCUCAGGGGUGGCCUAUCUGCUAAGCUGGGGCGUACCGGCCGGUAAAAUCCUCCUGGGGAUCCCCGUCUAUGGCCGUGCGUUCCCGGGCGCGAAUGGGAUUAAUCAACCGUAUGAGCGGGGGACGGCGGGAGGGGAAAAGGUGUUUGAUUACCGUGAGCUACCGCUUCCAGGGACGGAGGAGGUGCACGAUGCCGUGUUUUGUGCGGCGUAUUGUGUUGAUUUCGGCGGCGGCAGCAGUGGUAGUGGUGGUGAAGGGCCCGCGGCUGGCUUCAUUUCGUACGAUUCGCCCAGGACGGUGAUGCAGAAGGCACAGUUUGUAUCGGAGUAUGAGCUGGGGGGGCUUUUUUAUUGGCAUCUUGCCGCGGAUGCGGAGGUGGGAACGGAGCGGAGUCUGGUCGCUACUGGGUAUCCAUUUGGGAAGAGUCGAAAAGAAUAG